AUGAAUAGAUUUAUUGCAUCGGUUGUACAAAGAACAACAAAAACACAAUUUUCAACAACAAUAUGUAAUCAUAGUUUAAAAUCAUAUCAAAGUAAUCAAUCUAUAAUAUUAGGUCAUACAUUAAAAAACACUCAUUUAUUUCAACAACAAUCUAAAAUGUCAUUUCAAUCAAAUAUUAUUGGUGGAAGUGGUGUUGGUGUAGUUAAAAGAUAUUUUAGUAUUGGUAAUAGUAAUAAUGCUGUUGGUGGUGGUGGUAAUGCUGCCAAUGAAACCGACGAUAGAUAUCAAGAGUCAAUCAAAUUGAUUCGUCAAGUCUUUGAACUGGAAUCAAUGGGACAGUUUGAUGAUGCUUUGGCGGUGUGUGACCGAAUCAUUCGGUUGGAUAAUGAAUAUAUCAUAGAGUCAUACCUGACCAAAUCUAGAAUCUAUCUGAAUGACCUGCAUGAUUUCGAGAAGGCGAUGGAGCAGUGUGACAAUGCCUAUUUGGAAAUCAGGAAAUUCGACCCGUCCCAUCAUAAGCUAUUGAUGUUCAACAUCGAUCUUGGAAAGCUACACAUCUUUGUGAAGAGAGGUGAUAAUCGAUCGGCGGCGGAACUCUCGCUGAAGGCGAUGGCCGACAAUCCCGAGGAAGUGGAUGUGCCGUUCUUGAGAUCCUCCUAUUUGUGCUGCGAGCAAAUCGCAGACCACCAAGGAUGUCUCAAAAUCAUGAGGAUCUGGGAGGAUAGAUUCCCAGAGCAAUUGACACCGAUUGACUCUAUCUACUAUGGAAUCACCGAGCAUGCCGUUGGCAACCACAAGAAAGCACUGGAGAGAAUCAAUCUCGGACUGGCAAGUUGUAAAACCUCGGAAUACAAGAAUUCACCGAACUACAAAGAUUACCGCAAUGGAUUGAUGGCAAAGGCGUUCUAUCUUCUCGAAGACAAUAUUCCUGAGAAGCUUGAAACUCUAAAGAUUCUUUAUGACCAACAAGAAGACAGUCUCACAGCCUAUAACAUAGCCUUUUGUCUUUCAUUACAAGAGAAAUAUCAAGAAGCUUGGAAAUAUGCUGAUUAUGUUUUGAAACAUUGGGAUGAUAUGUCAAUUAAAAAUGGAACUGAAAGAGUAAAAGAUAUCUAUCUUUUAAAUAUUUAUAUUAUAAUGAUAAAAUCAAAGACGGUUAUUCUCGAUAAAUUGGAUGCAACUCUGGCGAGUGCACUCAAGAUCACCGAUAGAUAUAAUAAUCUACCAAAUAAUCUAAACCAACAUGCUUUCGCAAUUAUUGCAGCUGCUAUAGCUAACUAUGUUGCUACACUUGACACCAGUACUUUGUCUAACGAGUGGAAUCAAUUCAUGAAUAGUCUACCGAGUCAGAGUAAAUCAUUGCUUCGCAAAUCACUAAGAUCAGGCUUCAAACCAGAGCAACAAUCAACCAUUAUCAACGAGAUGAAGAACAACUCAAUAUCGAUUCAAACACUAAUCAAUCAAUACUUGAAUGAUAACAACCAAUCAAGCAAUAACAAUAAUAAUCUUAAACAAGUUGUAAAGGUGUUUAAUUGCUUUGAAAAGCAAUCAGAGUUGAACGUCUAUGAGACAGAUAUCAACUUUAUAAAUACCUCGAUUCAUCUCUACAACUAUGUGAUGAACAGUAUCAAUCAAAGAGUGAUCGAUCAAUAUCAUUUCCAUAUGAAUCAUUCACCUUUCAAUGCCAUCAAGUGGGAGUUCAACGGUUUUCUUAGAACCCCAGAGGAACUUGCCAAUUCCUUUACAGAGGAUCCACUUUUCAUUAACGAUACAUUGGAGUCUGCUAUCUUACAUUGCAACAAGAUGAUAGAAUCCACUGGAAAGUCUAUCUACUAUGCCAUUAGAACCUAUUUGUUCUUUAACGAAUCAGAAAAAAUCGACUUGAGGACAGGUAACAAUCUUAUCAACAGAGCAUUAGAGUUGAACAAAUACGAUAAUGAAGAAGAGAGAAUCUUGGUUCAAUUGGUCCGAGCAACGCUUCUCGCUAGAACCUACUCUUUUCAAGAGGCAUUGGAGCUAGUCAAGUCAUUGUACGACCAACACCCAAACAACGAUGCAGUUUGUAUGUUGUACGCUCAGGUACUGGUUGCCAAUACUGAAUUCAAAGAAGCAGAGCAAAUACUUGGUAGCUAUAUCAAUAGAUUAGUGAAUAACCCUGUAGAAAACAAGGUAAAGUUGAUCAAUGCAAUCAAUAGACUUGGAUACAUUCAUCUGUUCUUGGGUAAUGGUGAUCAGGCAAUCGAGCGAUUCAACUCGAUCUAUGAAAGUAAAUAUGCAGUGCCAUCUUCAAAAGAACCAUCGAACUACUUUACAAGACGUGGAAUAUUCGAAGCCAAAUGUAAGAUUAUGAUAAACGAUCUCGAUAAAGUAAUUGCUGUGCAUCCAGAUGAAGUCGUUUCAAUAUACACUAGAAGCAUUUUGAAUAUCGCUCUGGUAAAACAUGAGGCGGUCGCUCGUGAUCUUCUCAAAGUUCAGGAGAUUGGUUUGCGUCGCCCAGAGUACAGAGAAGAUCCUGUUUUAACAUCGAUAUUCAAAACAACGGACAAUAUGAUCAACUCACUCAAAUCAAUCAAUGUAAAAGACUUGCCAAUCGAUAUGAGAAAGAUUCUUGAAAAUUGUUACCCAACACUAUCAAAGAUUACAAACACUUUCUUUACCGACAAGUCUAGACACCAGUACUAUCAACAACAAAUAAGUGAUCUUUCAAAAUCGGUAUUAGUCGAAGAAGAAAUGGCACAAAAUAAUAAAGAUAGACAAUCAAAGUUAUAA
Messenger RNA from Heterostelium album PN500, 2769 nucleotides. Its product is annotated as tetratricopeptide repeat protein. The transcript is spliced from 2 exons. Gene Ontology annotation, molecular function: protein binding. The record is from RefSeq and is a predicted model, not a curated record. NCBI's taxonomy places the organism in Eukaryota, Evosea, Eumycetozoa, Acytosteliales, Acytosteliaceae. Bases 1 to 2769 code for a protein of 922 amino acids.